CUACGCACAGUUCAAGACGGGUCAGCCACUGGAGUUUCUACUCCGCUAAUGCUAGUUAAAUGCCCAAAUACUCCUCUUUCGUGUCGGAACUUCCGCUAUUGUGCGCAAAAUACCACGAGAUGUGGAGCAUGCGUCAAAAUUUGACUCCUUUGUGUCUAGUUUUCAAGUAGAACCGAGUUGUACCGUGUAGUGGUGCAUUUGUGAGAACGACCAUCAGGACAAAGUGCUGAUCAAGGCAUGGCGAGCAAAGUUGCAGACAAGGCUGCGAAGGUGCUUCCUGCUGAAGACUUCCAGUUCAUCCCACCCCGUGAAGCCCCUGUGUUUGAACCAACAGCUGAAGAAUUUGAAGAUCCAUUGGCAUACAUUGCCAAAAUCAGACCCCGUGCUGAAAAGGCAGGCAUCUGCAAAAUCAGACCACCCAAUGACUGGCAGCCACCAUUUGCUGUGGAUGUCGACAAGUUCAAGUUCACUCCUAGAAUCCAGAGGCUAAAUGAGCUGGAAGCAAAGACAAGAGUGAAGUUGAACUUUUUUGAUCAAAUUGCUAAAUUUUGGGAGCUUCAAGGCAACACAUUGAAGAUACCCAUCAUUGACAAAAAAGCCCUAGACCUUUAUUCCCUGCAUCAAAAUGUUAUCAAACUUACAAAUGAUAACUAUGAAAACUUUGUCAAGCAGAAGGAUAAGGCAGUGCAGGAGCAGAUGUGGUUUGAGGUUGCCGCCAAAAUGGGCUAUCCCGCCAAGAGAGGCCAUUCUUUGCUUCUGAAACAUCAUUAUGACCGUAUCUUGCGGCCAUAUGACAUAUUUCUCAAGCAUCCUCCUGGAGAAACAUUGAAGAAGGAAUCAAGAAAGGAGCCCAAACCAGAACUUAAAGUGGAAUCCAAAUCCGAGCCUAAAUUGGAAUCAAAACCAGAACUUAAAUUGGAAUCCAAAGCAGAACCCAAAUCUGAAAGCAAACUCGAGCCCAAAACGGAACCCAAGUCUGAAGAUGAAGAAGGUGAAGCAGAAGGAGAAGAAUACAAGCAACAUCAAAUUCCAAGUCGUCAAGCUAUUGAGCCACCUUCAAGCCAGAAGUCAGCAAGACGUUCCAAGCGCUAUGGCAUCUGUGACUCUGCCAAGGAGGGCUCCGAGUCUACAUCUCCAGACAGCAAAGAAUUGCGCAGGCUUCUGUUUUAUGGAGCUGGUCCCAAAAUGGCUGGCUUCAAUGAAAAGCAAUCUCCGAAAAAGAAAAAUUCUAAGAAAGGGUUACAUGAGUUUGAUCCUUUGGCUAAAUAUGUGUGCCACACCUGUCAGCGAGGUGAUUCUGAAGAAAGUAUGCUCCUUUGUGACGGUUGUGAUGACAGUUAUCACACCUUCUGCCUUGUUCCUCCACUGAGUGAAAUUCCGAAAGGUGAUUGGCGCUGUCCAAAAUGCUUGGCUGAAGAGGUGAGCAAACCGCUGGAAGCAUUUGGAUUUGAGCAAGCUCAAAGAGAAUACAGUCUUCAGCAGUUUUGUGAGAUGGCUGAUCGUUUUAAAUCUGAGUAUUUCAACAUGCCUGUUCAUGUGGUACCAACGUCAGUUGUGGAAAAGGAAUUUUGGCGCUUGGUAUCCUCCAUUGAUGAAGAUGUUACUGUUGAAUAUGGAGCAGAUCUUCACACCAUGGACCACGGUUCAGGUUUCCCCACCAACCCUGGUGAAACUUCGUGUGAGUAUGCCACAUCAAAAUGGAAUCUCAACAAUCUUCCUGUUUUGGAAGGUUCUGUGCUUGGCCACAUAAAUGCUGAUAUAUCUGGCAUGAAGGUGCCUUGGAUGUAUGUUGGCAUGUGCUUUGCUACAUUCUGCUGGCACAAUGAAGAUCACUGGAGCUACUCUAUUAAUUAUCUCCAUUGGGGUGAGCCCAAGACAUGGUAUGGAGUUCCAGGAAGCUCUGCUGAAGCUUUUGAAGAAACAAUGAAAAGAGCUGCUCCUGAGCUCUUCCAAUCUCAGCCUGAUUUGCUUCAUCAGUUAGUGACUAUCAUGAAUCCCAACAUACUUGUGAAUGAUGGAGUGCCAGUUUUCCGUACUGACCAGCACGCCGGAGAGUUUGUUGUCACCUUCCCUCGUGCGUAUCAUGCUGGAUUCAACCAAGGAUUCAAUUUUGCUGAGGCAGUAAACUUUGCUCCUGCAGACUGGCUGCCUAUUGGCAGAGAUUGCAUCACUCAUUAUUCCAAUCUGCGACGUUUCUGUGUGUUUUCACAUGAUGAGCUGGUUUGCAAAAUGGCUUCAGAUCCUAAAGAUUUGGAACUUGGUGUUGCAAAUGCCGCUUACAAAGACAUGCAUGUUAUGGUUGAAAGUGAGAAGAAACUUCGUAAGUCCCUUCUGGAAUGGGGCGUGCGCACAGCAGAAAGGAAGAACUUUGAAUCCAUGCAAGAUGAUGAAAGGCAGUGUGAGGUGUGCAAGACUACAUGUUUCUUGUCUGCAGUUACGUGUGAUUGCCCAACUGCCAACCCUAAGGGUCAACAGCGUUUACUUGCUUGUCUCAGACAUUACGCUGAUCUCUGCAAAUGUGAACCAUCAAAUCAUACACUGUGGUAUCGAUAUACAUUAGAUGAACUUCCCCUUAUGCUCAGAGAUAUCAAGCUCAGGGCUGAAUCAUUUGACAAUUGGGUUUCAGCUGUGAAAGAUGCUCUUGAUUACAAAACUCCGAAGACUAUCGAUCUUGCUGGAUUCAGAGGCUUGUUGCAAGAGGCUGAAGAUAAGAAGUUCCCGGAUUCGGAGCUCCUUCAAGCUCUUCGUGGAUCUGUACAGGAAGCUACCAAGUGUGCAAAUGUAGCUUCCCAGCUUGGAGGAAGAAAAACUCGAAAUCGUGCUCGCACAUCACAAGAGCCGAGGUUGAAGCUUACUGUUGAAGAGUUGCAGCUGUUUGUUGAGGAAAUUGACGAACUUCCCUGUAUCUUGAGGGAUGGUGCUGCUGUGAAAGAUGUGUUGGAAAAGGUGAGGGAAUUCCAGACAAAAGCUGCUGCAAUGAUGAGCAAGGAGCCUGACAUCGAAGUAAGAAGGGGGAAGGAGAUCCGUGAAGUCUUGGAGUUGGGCAUCAGUUUAGAUGUUGAGCUGCCUGAACUUGAAGCAUUGAAAGACCUUUGUCUGCAAGAGGAAUGGCUUGAUAAAGCAGUGAAACUUCAGAAUGCUGCAGCUGCAGAUUUAGAGGAGUUAAGCUCCCUUGUAGCAUCAUGUGAUGAGCUGCCCACCCCUCGUCAUGAAGUCAUCAGUGCAUUAUUGGAGGAAUUUACAGAAUUAGAAUCAAGAGCUCUACAUUGGCAGACUCGUGCUCGUGCUGCCAUCCAGGAAUCAUCCCUAGAAAAACAAGAAAUUCUGGACAAAGAAGCAGAAGAGAUGUCAGUAUUUGUACCAGAGAUGAAUGAAGUUGAGGAUGCAGUGAAAACAGCUGCCAAGUGGAAAGUGCAAGCAGAGGAUCUGCAGGUUGUUACAGAUGGCCCUGAGCUGGAGCUAGUUGAAGCUCUUGUGCUUAGAGGACAAGCAUGUCCCGCCAGACCCCCAGGCCUGGCUGAAUGGGAAGAACGCAUCAGGAAUGCUCGUGCCUGGAGGGAGAAGACAAUCCGCACUUUCAUGUUCCGAGAAUCUCCUCUCUCAUUAGUUGAGGCACUCCUUCCCCGUACAGAAGUAGGGGUUGACAGUGUACCAGUGAAGAGAGACAAGGACCCAGUCAAGGACGAAACAGCAGCAGUUCUUGACAUUCAAGAAGUCAACACUCAGAAGAGGCUGAGAGACAUGGGAGACAAAACGUAUUGCAUCUGCAAGAAACCUUUCACUGGUGUCAUGGUGAAAUGUGAAAUCUGUUAUGACUGGUUCCAUGCACGUUGUGUUCCUCUGCCAGAGAAGGCUGACUCGAAGCCAUUGUUGACCAUGGAAGAUCGAAUCCGAGCUGUUACAACUCGUCAAGUUAAGUUCCUUUGUCCAGUAUGCCAGCGUUCAAAGCGACCGCAGUUCAAAGCAGUUUUCCAGCUGCUUUCCAGCAUUCAAAAGCUAAAUGUUCAAAUGGUUGAAGCAAGAGUCGUACACAGUCUGUGCCAACGAGCUCUUGGGUGGAAGGAAAAAGCACGCAAGAUGCUUGCUCAAGAUGAUCUCUAUAUACCCAAUCCUACUGCUGUGGCUGAUCAUGCUUAUUCAGCUGCUUCAACAUUGUCACCUAACAAACAUGCCAGAAAGUCUCCAUUGGUUCCUAGGCAAGACAAGCCUCUCAAUAUUUUGAUGGAUAAGAUGCGCAUCGAGCUUGAAUUGCUCAUGCUAGAAGGAGAUCUUAUGGAGUUAGAUCUGGAAGAAACAAAUGUCAUUUGGAAUGUUCUAAGAAACUCUGAAGCCAAUGCUGAAACGUCAGUCAUUGAACCUGAUGAAAUGGAGGUCAGGGUGGAAGCUGAGGCAAGCCAGGAGUUGAAGAGCAAAGAAUUGGAAAGAUUUAGAGAGAAGCAGAGAACUAUGAAACGUAAAGCAGAUGAUGACAAGAGCCGCAAACGAGGUGGGAAACCGAAAAGGGCAAAGAAGCCUUCUCGACCAACCAGUCAAGAGGUAUCCAGUGACAAGCCUGCUGAUGGUGAGGAGGAAGAAGAGGAUGAAGACUGCUCUGCCAUGCCCUGUCUCAGACCUACUGGAAGUGAGGUCACAUGGGUUCAGUGUGAUGGUGCUUGUGAGUUGUGGUUCCAUCUGCAUUGUGUGGGGCUUGAUAAAGGCGACAUCUCUGAGCAAGAAGACUACAUCUGUUCUCAGUGCAAUGGACCUAAUCCAGAACAGCGCAUGCAAAUGAUGGUUGUCAUGGAUUCUACCGUACCUUUGUCCCACCCUGACCCAUUAGCCAUCACCUCUCAACCGCAAUGUAGAACUCCAACAUAAUUUAUAUUUUAGAUAUUGCCAUUGUAGAUAGCUUGUCUUAAUAGAGAAAUAUUAGAAUAGAGAAGCAUUGGGUAUGUGUGGCAAGGGGUUUUUUCUGUCAUUUUUACUCCCCUUUUUUACUACUUAUUCUUCUUUCAAUUUCUGCAUUUGUUAGUCAAUUGCUGCUGUAGUAAAUUACUUGUAUCACCUUCCUUGCCUAAAGCCCGCGCUUUAUAAUGUAUAGUAGUGUUACAAAAGAAUUCACUUUUUAUUUGAUCAAUUUUAUGCUAGUUAAGGCUUGUUAAGGAAAAGAUUUUUUUUUUGUAACACAAAGACUGGUUAGAGUGGAGACAAGGUUCCCUUGUAUUAAUUUCUCCUCAAUGCCCAAUUAACUUUGUUUUCUCUCCUCACCCUGCCCUAAUUUGUUUUGUUUAUUGUAAAUAGUCUUGAGCCUUUAGAUUAGAUUUUAGCUGUUUUUCUUAGCAGACAGAACAGCGUAGUACAGUAUUGUUUAGGAGGCUAUAAACCAAAUUGUUAUAUUAUGUCUGCUAAAUCAGAGAUUUGUUUAUUAGAGAAUUAUCACAACAAUCACAGUUAUGUAUGAUUAUUGACACAAAUUUAUGUAUAUCACUGUAUUACCACCCUUAAUAUUUUUCCUGGGAGGAAAUCAUUUUAAUUUAUUUUGUGUAUAUACUUGUACUUCUGUCCUGGUUUAACUUUUGUGAUAGUGUAUGAAUGUUUAGUGUGAUCUCUUACGUGUGAAAGGUGUGUUGUUCUCAAAUUGUGAGCGCUGUCUAAGUAUAUCUUUCUUUUGUGUAUUUGUAAAUCUUCCCAGGAAUGACUGAGUAUUAUUAUUAUGCUGACUUCCUUUAUUUUGUUGUGCUGUGUGAGCUCUGUAAGACACGGUUUCUUGUACUAGAUUAAAUAACAUUAAUCAUUA
Molecule: messenger RNA, 5776 nt
Organism: Thrips palmi
Lineage: Eukaryota; Metazoa; Arthropoda; Insecta; Thysanoptera; Thripidae
Product: lysine-specific demethylase lid-like
Exons: 2
Coding region: 238-4857 (1539 amino acids)
Biological process (GO): chromatin remodeling
Cellular component (GO): nucleus
Molecular function (GO): DNA binding; histone demethylase activity
Source: RefSeq, a predicted model, not a curated record